Messenger RNA from Cyphellophora attinorum, 777 nucleotides. RefSeq names its product putative oxido. Gene Ontology annotation, molecular function: oxidoreductase activity, acting on the CH-OH group of donors, NAD or NADP as acceptor. The transcript has a single exon. Lineage: Eukaryota; Fungi; Ascomycota; Eurotiomycetes; Chaetothyriales; Cyphellophoraceae. Bases 1 to 777 code for a protein of 258 amino acids. The record is from RefSeq and is a predicted model, not a curated record.
AUGUCCACGUACGUCGUCGUCGGCGCCUCUCGUGGUAUCGGCUAUGCUCUUUUGAAAAAGUUCUCCUCAGACCCGGCCAACACCGUCGUUGGCAUCGUCCGCACACCUGCUCCCACUGAAGAGCAAGUCCGCAAAGAUGGCCUGAAUGCGACCAUCGUCCAAGGUGAUAUGACCAACUACAGGUCCCUCUUGUCUGCCGCCGAGAAGGUCCACAAACCCGUCGACUACCUCUGGGUCAAUGGCGGACAUCUUCACGAUGACACCGCUGGGAAGUUCUUCACCGACUACACCGUCGACAACUACGACAAGAUGACCGACGACCUCCGCAAAGGCUUCGAGACAAACGUCUUGGGCGUCAUCAACACCAUCAAUGCUUUCCUACCACUUGUGCAGAAGUCAGAAAUCAAGAAGGUCAUCACUCUUACCACUGGACUGGCGGACGACAACCUGACUCGCGACUAUGGUAUCUGGGAGACCGCAGCGUAUAGUGUUGGAAAGGCCGCAACGAACACGGUCAUCGCGAAGUAUGAUGCCAAGUUUCGUAGCGAAGGCAUUCUUUUCCUGGGAAUCUCGCCCGGAGUGGUUGACGUCGGCAAGCCUUCGAGCGAGACAGGCCAGAACUUGGGUGCUAAGUUCUACAAGUAUUCGAAAGGGCUGAAGGUGCUCAAGCCAGAAGAGAGCGUCGAAGCAAUGCUCAAGGUUGUGGAUGAGUCCAGGGCUGAGGGCGAUGGCGGUCAGUUUUACAGUCAUUUGGGCCGCCACCAGCGGUGGUUGUGA